AUGUCCACAUCAACGCCCAACUCCACCGAUACAUCACCAGUGACGCGCAUAGCAACAUUCCGCUUCCACCCUAACGUCACCGCGGAGCAAAAAGGCGAUCGCGCAUCUGCCUUUCUCGCGCUUUACGCUGAACAUCCGGAAUUACUGGUCGAAGGGCCAAAAGGAGGAAGACCGCUGAAUACCCCAUUGAACCUGACCAACGUGAAGAGGGAGAGUGUGUGGGACUUGGGAUUCGUUGUAGUCUUCAAGGAUGAAGCCUCGAGACAGGUGUUCGAUAAAGAUCCGACGCACGAUAAGCUGAAGGUAUGUGACGUCUCUCUCGUUGUGAAGGAGUUGAAGCUGACCUCGCGGAAGAAUGAGACGGACCCGCUGCUCGAGCAAGUGUUUGUGUAUGAUUUCGUCGCGCAGCCAAAUCUGGGGUGGUAG
Messenger RNA from Alternaria metachromatica, 426 nucleotides. RefSeq lists its product as uncharacterized. The record is from RefSeq and is a predicted model, not a curated record. The transcript is spliced from 2 exons. The coding region runs from base 1 to 426 and encodes 141 amino acids. Lineage: Eukaryota; Fungi; Ascomycota; Dothideomycetes; Pleosporales; Pleosporaceae.